CACCAUCUCUUGUCUAAGUUCUUGCAUGAUGCAUGAGCUUACCUGUGCGGAGCAGCACAAUGGCCAUCUGUUGCCCCACCAUCAAGCGAGCAAAUCUGCAGUUCGCGGUAUACGCGGCCGGCCCGCAGCUGGGCCAUGCUAGGACCAUCCGGGCAUGGACCACCGGAAUCACCCCGACUAGAACUCUAGCCAGGGGUGGAAUCGUCUCGCGUGGUGCUAAAAUGACUGGGCUGGGCAAUAUAUCUUUCCUUCUCUCCCUAGUCCCUAGCUUCAAUCGUAGAGGCUGAGGAAUCGACACAGGAUGGGAUCACAACAAUCGUGGAAAUGGCCCGACAAAAUCAGAUACGCAACCAUAUCCUCGCAAAAAUGGGAAGAAGAACGGCCCGUCUGGACGAGAAUCCAGACCCAGUUCUCGCUCCCGUUCAGCAAAACAGCGGUACAGCGCCCGCCUGACGAGGAAUGGAUCCAGGGUGUCCUGGUUGGAACCUGGACAGCCGGGGGGAUUCUGAUCCUCAAUGUCAUCCUGGCGCUCGUUGCCACGGGCAUCAGCUACUCCAUGACAGCGGACACGCGGAGCUGGAUCUCCGCGGAAGUACACAAUGGGCAUUGUACCCUCUCGAGUCGAUGGGCUACUGGGAUCCAUGUCAUCAUCAACCUCCUGUCCACCGCUCUCUUGGAAGCGAGCAACUAUGCCAUGCAGUGUUUGUCGGGGCCCUCUCGGGCCGAUGUCGACAAAGCACACCGGAAGCGCCGAUGGCUGGAUAUUGGGGUCAUGAGCUUUCGCAACUUCAAAGUCAUGACCGUCAAGCGGAAGAUCCUGUGGCUGGUUUUGCUCCUGAGUUCAGUCCCCAUCCAUAUGAUAUACAACUCGGUGAUUUCUUCAUCCAUCUCGACGUUCGAUUACGGCAUGAUUUUGAUUCCUGACAAUCUGUCACCGACCGAGUCCCUGGUCAGCACGGACGAAGCCAGUGCCUUUUAUGAUGUAGUAGGCAGCACUCCAGAAGUCAUUCGGACCGAAAUCUUCAAUGGCACCUUCCAAAACGUCAGCAAUCUCGAGUGUUUGAAAAAGUACGAUGUCCAAUUCAACACGCACCUGGGCACACUGAUUUUCGUGGCCGAGAGGCAGUACUUUGCCAAUGACAGCAGCUUGCAAGCCUCGCUGUAUUAUGGCUCUUCGGUAUAUGACUACGUUAAGACCGUUGGGAAGAGCCGGGCAGAAGCGGCCAUCGACGAGGGUCACUGGAUGGCCGCGGGUAAAGCGUGGGACUUCUACGACGACUACAAUGAAGACCCCAGCAUCCCCAUCUCCCACUGCAUGCAAAAAACCAUGACCCAGCGGUGUAGACUUCUCUUCAGCCCCUCCAUCGCUCUCGCCGUGAUUCUGUUCAACCUCGCCAAGGUGAUAUGCAUGUAUCUGACGGCGAAAACGGACCGCUCCGAGAUCUUCUUGCGGGUCGGCGACGCCGUAUCCUCAUUCCUGGCCAAUCCCGAUCCCACCACGGAAGGCCGUUGCCUCAUGUCUCGGAAAGACAUGACCCGGGGACCCUAUCGAUGGGAGCCCGUUCCCCGUUGGAAGAGCUUCGUCCGGCGCCAAAUCCACCGUUACCGCGCAGAAACCCAUCCCAUGUUAGAGCCAGCCCCCUGCUCUCAAGAGACCGCGCCGAGAAAGUUGCCCACUCGAAAACGAUGGUUCCAAGCAGCCACUAAAACCCGCUGGGCCACGGCCUUGAUCAUGUUCUCUCUCUGCAUCUUAGUGUCCAUUUUCAUCGAACUGCUCAUUAGCUCCGACGGCUGGUCCCUCGCCGAGCAAUGGCGUCUAGGAUUCGGCAAAGCCAACUCCAAAACCAACAUCGAGUUCCCCAUAACCAACAUGAUCUUCCUCGUUCUGAUCAGUAACUCGCCCCAACUCGUCUUCUCCAUCCUCUAUUUCCUCUGCAACACCCUCCUCUCCUGCAUGCUCGUCACCGCCGAAUACAACGACUACGCCAUCCACCGCAAACCCCUCCGCGUCUCCUGGCCCCAAGGCGAACAACGCUCCACCUACUACCUCUCCCUCCCCUACCGCUACGGCAUCCCCUUAUUCCUCCUCUCCGUCACCCUCCACUGGCUCCUCUCCGAAAGCUUCUUCUACGUCAACAUCACCGCCUACGAUAUCUUCGGCCACCUCGACCAAGCCGAAUCCACCCGCGGAUGCGGCUUCUCCCCCUUCGCCAUCUUCCUCAUCCUCAUCCUCGAGGGGGUCGUGUUGUUCACCCUCCUCACCCUCGCCAUUCGCCCCUUCAAAUCCCCCAUGCCCAUCGCCGCGCAUUGUAGCGCCGCAAUCAGCGCCGCGUGUCAUCCGCCGUCUGGAGAUCGCGACGCGGGCCUGAAGGCCGUGAUGUGGGGUGAAGUUGCGUCGAAUUCAGCAGACGAUGGUCUCUUCCCGGUGGAUCUGACAACGAGUCAUGACACUGGAACUGAAGCGGAAUCGGAAGCUGCCGUUGGACUCGUAUCCAAGACUACAUAUCCUCAUUGUACUUUUACUUCCAAGGAGGUGACGAUGCCUCGGACGGAUCGGUUAUAUCGGUGA
This is a messenger RNA of Aspergillus ibericus CBS 121593, 2569 nucleotides long. RefSeq lists its product as uncharacterized. Lineage: Eukaryota; Fungi; Ascomycota; Eurotiomycetes; Eurotiales; Aspergillaceae. The transcript has 4 exons. The coding region runs from base 302 to 2569 and encodes 755 amino acids. The record is from RefSeq and is a predicted model, not a curated record.